UCGACAAUUUCUUUCUCUUUUCAGCUUAUGUUUUUUUCCCUCUCUUUUCCUUUCUAAUUCUUCCUUUUCUGACUAGAGAGCCAUGUACCCUUCAUCUUCGUCUCAACAACCCGUGGGCCAAACAGGAUUAACCCGUUACGGCUCAGCCCCGGGUUCCCUUCUUACCACCGCCGUUAAUUCCGUUAUAGGAGCUGGUUCUAACCUCGUCAGCCACUACUUCUCCGCUCACUCAUCGUCAUUAACAUCGGAGUCAACUUGUAAAGUCAGCUCAUCCAACCACCCACAAGAGCCUAAAUCUGCUGCUCCUCCUCCCCAUGGAUCUUACCCUGCACCUUCUUCUUCCUCUUUGCUCAGACAACGUAGCUCUCCCGCUGGUUUCCUACACCUCUCAACCGAAAACGGUUUUUCUGUUACAAGGGGCACCAGAAAUUAUAGCUCUCAAGGUGCUAAUCGUGGCCAUGGAGUGUCAAGAUUGAAGUCUCAAUUGAGCUUCACAAGACAAGAUUCUCUUUCUCAGAUAUCUGAAGUCAGUGAGGAUCUUGUUGAUGGUGUUAGCUCUAGCAGUAACCAUCAAAAUGCUGCACAUCCAUUUGCUGCUGCUGGCUUUGGAAUGGAUUCCUGGGAUCAUACAAAUUCCAUUGUGUUUUCUGCCCCACCAUGCAAGAGGGCUAAAAAUAUUGAUGGCGAUAGUUAUAACUGUCUAAAAGCCUUGGAAACUCAGGUUAGUAUGCCACAAACGACACUUGAGAUGGCUACAGUGGAAAAGCUGCUACAUAUUCCUGAACAUUCUGUGCCCUGUAAAAUCCGAGCCAAGCGUGGCUGUGCUACUCACCCUAGAAGCAUUGCUGAAAGAGAGAGAAGAACAAGAAUAAGUGGGAAGCUGAAGAAAUUAGAACAGCUUGUUCCUAACAUGGAUAAGGUAAUCUAUGCAGACAUGCUUGACUUGGCUGUGCAGCAUAUUAAACGCCUUCAAAAUGAUGUUCAGGAACUCCACAAAGAACUCGAAAGUUGUACGUGCGGAUGCAAACAUGGCUCAUGAUGCUUGAUGGCCAUGUCUAAGGAGCCCAGCAUUGAUCUGAUUUCCAAAUUUUGAAGGUGGGGGAUAUGCUUAGUGAAGCCAAUGCUAAUUUUGUUGUCUUAUUUUGAGUGAAUAAUGCAAAAAUAGAGGUAUAGAACUCUGAACUGUAUAUAAUGGGAUGACAUUGUUCUUUAGUUUUAGAAGAGAUUGAUUUGGAAAAUGAAAAAAAAAAAGACCCAAAUUGUAGUUUAGUGUCCCUUUGCUGUUAGAUUCAAUGUCUGUCACAUAAAAUAUAUUGAUGGCAGCGAGAAUCGAACUUCUUAAGUGUUAUCUUUUAUUUUAAGAACAUUAUACCAUAUUUUCCAUUUUGAAAUUGAGUUUGGCCAACUAAA
Durio zibethinus is the source of this 1410-nucleotide messenger RNA. NCBI's taxonomy places the organism in Eukaryota, Viridiplantae, Streptophyta, Magnoliopsida, Malvales, Malvaceae. The record is from RefSeq and is a predicted model, not a curated record.